GCACGCUUCUCACACCCACGGACACCCAAACAAAACAAAUCGCAGCACCGCUGAAUCACUUUGAAGCUAAACAUUUUCCGAGGAAAGUUUCUCAAAAUUUACAUAACAUGACGGCGCUUGUAAAGCCACCAACAGCUUCACUAACUGCUCACAGAAUUAAAUAACUCUCAACAUGUCAGAUGAAACGGGUUCUACAGAAGUUGUACAGUUCUGUCAAAUUAUUAGUAUUUUAUUUUUUCACCAACAGGACAUCCGGUUAGUGUUGUCUAACUUUACUGCAGACUAUACAUAGUGUGAUACAGUGAAUUGUAGUGUGAGGGUGAUCACAGCCUCAUCAUCUGUCUGCUGGACAUCAUCUCAUCACUUGUUGGAGGACAGAAACUGGAAUAACGCAGCGGAUCAUGUUUUUAGUGUUUGUGUGUGUUGGGACUUUUCCUGCUGUGAUCUCAGGUCCAGGUGUCGAAGUGGUGGUGGAAGAAGACAGUGAUGCAGUUUUACCCUGUUCCCUCAGCACCGAGGAGAGCAGCACAGCACAGGUCUUUGACUGGAGGAAAGAUGAGAGUCAGAAGGAGGUGUUCUUUUAUGAUUCAGGCAUUCAUUACAAUAACGGCCGCAUAGGUCAAGAUGAGCAGUUCAGAGGUCGAGUCUCUCAUUAUGAAGACCAGCUGAUGAACGGUAACGCCUCCAUAAAGAUCCACAACACGAAGGUGGCUGACAGCGGGAUCUACCGCUGCAUUUUCCCAAAACUGGACCCGAUACAAACCUUCUACGUUGAGCUUGUUGUUGAACGGCUCCUGAGAGAUCGAUCAGGAGAAAUCCCAGGUGCAUCAAAGCCCUCCAUCACAGUACUUGAUGCCACAAAGGACUGGUCGCUGCUGCAGUGUGAAGUUCACGGAGCUUCUCCAGAACCUAAAGUCCAGUUGCAGGACGGCUCUGGAAACAUCCUUCCUGCUGAGGAGAGAAGAGGCCGUUACUACGUUACCCUCAACAUCACUGUGACCAAGACUGACCGCUACCUCUGUGUGCUCACUCAGGAGGAAAUCAGCCAUCAGAGUCGUGCUGAGACCUUCGUGUUCAUCAGUGGUGCUGGAAACACGACUGACAGGAACGUUGGUGUUGGCAUCGGUGUUGUUGUUGUUGUUGUUGUUGUUGUUGUUGUUGUUGUUGUUGUCGUCCUGGUGAAACUCAGACAGAUCAAGAAGAAGAAGAAGCUGAGUGGACCGACGGGACCAGAAGCAGAGCAGAACUCUAACGGUCUUGAAAUGGGAACCCUGAUGACUCCAGAGACCAACAACUCACACAGCACUGCACAAAAUGGACUGAUGACGCUCACAACAGUCUCAGAGCUUGAAGACAUGUGUUGAUGAACUGGAACCUUUUUACUGCUGCUGUUUGUUUUCUAACAGUUGUAAAUCCUCUUUACCAGGCCGGACAGUUAUUCUUCCAGCGAGGCCUCGUUAGCGACUGAGGGACACCGUGUCUCUGAUUUAAUUAUUUUAAAUCAUGCAGGAGUCUUUAAA
This is a messenger RNA of Acanthopagrus latus (yellowfin seabream), 1520 nucleotides long. Its product is annotated as butyrophilin subfamily 2 member A2-like. The record is from RefSeq and is a predicted model, not a curated record. Lineage: Eukaryota; Metazoa; Chordata; Actinopteri; Spariformes; Sparidae. The coding region runs from base 402 to 1364 and encodes 320 amino acids. The transcript has 6 exons.